AUCUCUGUUUCUACUAGAUUGCUUAGUUCCGUGUCAUCUUUGAAGAUAGAUCUGGCAGCUGCCACCCGGCCCCUCUCCAGCAAGUACUCCUUAGCAACACUGCUCAGACUCCUGUCCGCUGGCUCCCCGAAGGGCAUCUCGAUUGCCACCUCAGAGGUUACAAACCCGAUCGCAAUGAGCUGGAUCCAUUCAGAUAGCCACAGAGAAGUUGGCGGCUCCAUGAACCCUGCAAAGAAACACAGUAUGGGGCUCCACUCAGAGUCAGCUGUGAUUGGUGAAGGGGAAGACUAUUUCCUUUCACUGUUUGGCCAUUCAGAGAAAAUGUCUGCACACCCAUUACCCAGCAAGAAAAGGUGGAAGCACUUCUCUACAAUUCUGGAAGACCUGGGCCAAACUAGACGCAGUGCUCUUGGAGACGUUAAAAUAGCGGAAGUGAAUAACAAGGGUUUGUUUGUGAAGCUCGUUAACUCUUCCCUAGAUAAAGAGCUGGAAAUCGGAAGUCACAUUCUCCAGCAAAAAGUGAAAGGACAGACAGUCUCUCUCUACCAGUUCAUUCCCAAUGUCAUCAUGCAGGCCCAGGCCACGGUCACGGUGUGGGCAGCAGCCUCAGAAGCCAAUCAUCAGCCACCUUCGGACUUUCUGUGGAAGGAGCAAGAGACGUUUAGAACAAGCCCGAACUGCACAACGAUCCUGUGUCAACCUAACGGUGAAGCUGUAGCCUGGUACACUCCUGUUCACUGGCAACAAGCAUGGGAGAAAUUAGAGACGGACGUUGAAUUUGAUCGAAACUUAGGAUCAAAUGUGACAUCAAAAAGGCGCAUAUUUCAGUGGCCCAAAGCUGCAAGUGUAGUUUCCAGAGAAACAGAAGAUUGGUGUGACAAAUGCCCUGUGCUGUGUCAGGUUAAACAGAUGACUCGGGCUUCUCUUGUGAGAGAGCAGGAGCCGCCACCACUGCUGUUCCCCCACCGCAGCCCCUGGUGCCACAGCUGCGGCUGCUCUCCACACCCCUACUGUUCCCUGCUAGAGUGUGGCGAAGAUUCUGGGAGACAGGCCCACAGAUAG
This is a messenger RNA of Sorex araneus (European shrew), 1062 nucleotides long. RefSeq names its product lamin tail domain containing 1 (gene LMNTD1). The record is from RefSeq and is a predicted model, not a curated record. NCBI's taxonomy places the organism in Eukaryota, Metazoa, Chordata, Mammalia, Eulipotyphla, Soricidae. Gene Ontology annotation, cellular component: cytoplasm; nuclear envelope. The transcript has 7 exons. The annotation marks the transcript as partial.